AUGGGUGAAGGAGGAGGGGGAGCCCAGUUCAUCGUGAAUGUCAGCAAGAGGGAGGUGGUGGCCGUGGUGCUUCCAUUGCAGGGGCAUUGGCUUCCACUAUCCAAUCGCGACUUGCUCCUUCCUCCUGUGGACGUGGGUGUGUUUUUUGUUUCAAUAAAAACGUGUGCAACCUCUGGUGAGGUGGUGCACAACUCUGUUGGUGAGCCUGAGAUUCUCUGCAACAACCGUGGGGUGAGCGUUCUGAAGAAGGCCUUGGCACAAGUUCUGGUAUCCCAUUAUGUGUUUGCUGGUGAGGUGGUGCACAACUCUGUUGGUGAGCCUAAGAUUCUCUGCAACAACCGUGGGGUGGACUUUGUCGAAGCUUUUGCAGAGGUAGAGCGUAGAGACAUCAACUUGUAUAACCCUGAUGACACCAUUGAAGGCAAGCUUGUGCCAGAGAAGAAGCACGGAGUUUUCGCUGUGCAGGCUACUGGGCUCAGAUGCGGUGGGUUGGUGGUGGCGUGCUCGUUUGACCACCGAGUAGCAGACGCCUACUCAGCCAAUAUGUUUCUUGUCUCGUGGGCUGAGUUGGCUCUUUCUAAACCAAUCUCUACUUCACCUUCUUUUCGCCCAUCUUUACUCAACCCUCGACGCCCUGGUUCCAUUCAUCCAUCUUUGGACGAUAUGUACGUCCCCGUAACAAAACUGCCACCUCCCAAACAUCCAGAACCUGAUUACGAUCAUCUCAUCAGCCGCAUAUACUAUAUUACGGCCGAACAACUCAGCCGGCUGCAAUCUCUAGCCAGCACCAAGGGCUGCCGGAGGACCAAACUAGAGUCUUUCAGUGCAUUCUUGUGGAAGAUGGUUGCCAAGUUGGCUGUUACUCAAAAUGCAGACAAAAAGAUAACUAAAAUGGGCGUUGUUGUUGACGGCAGGACAAGGUUGACUGAUGGAGAUGAACAUAAAGCUUCACUCUUAGGCUCUUACUUUGGAAAUGUGCUCUCCACACGGGUCCAACUAGACAUGCACCAACUAGACAUACAAGAAACAUGA
Messenger RNA from Corylus avellana, 1032 nucleotides. NCBI's taxonomy places the organism in Eukaryota, Viridiplantae, Streptophyta, Magnoliopsida, Fagales, Betulaceae. The record is from RefSeq and is a predicted model, not a curated record.